AUGGUUAUGAACAAUGAGCGUGCCAAGAAACCGAGGCCAACCGGCUUCCCUUAUGAAGUUGUGAUGAGGCUAAAGGAAGGAAACGCGGAUGGAAUUUCAUGGCACCAGAGGCUGGGCCUCAAGCACCAAAGGCCAGCCCUCAUGGACUCCAAGUACGGUAUCCCCAUCCUGCAAAUGAUUCCCUGA
Pyricularia grisea is the source of this 186-nucleotide messenger RNA. RefSeq lists its product as uncharacterized. The coding region runs from base 1 to 186 and encodes 61 amino acids. NCBI's taxonomy places the organism in Eukaryota, Fungi, Ascomycota, Sordariomycetes, Magnaporthales, Pyriculariaceae. The transcript has 2 exons. The record is from RefSeq and is a predicted model, not a curated record.